Molecule: messenger RNA, 1284 nt
Organism: Teleopsis dalmanni
Lineage: Eukaryota; Metazoa; Arthropoda; Insecta; Diptera; Diopsidae
Product: pre-mRNA-splicing factor ISY1 homolog
Exons: 5
Coding region: 260-1093 (277 amino acids)
Biological process (GO): mRNA 3'-splice site recognition; generation of catalytic spliceosome for second transesterification step
Cellular component (GO): post-spliceosomal complex; post-mRNA release spliceosomal complex; Prp19 complex
Source: RefSeq, a predicted model, not a curated record
CAUCAACUUAGCCUAACUCGCACACGUCCUUAGCAUAGUCUGUAUUUAAAUAAAUUAUUGCCUAAGCGUGUUUUUAUGCUCAUACAUUUACUAUUGGAUACUGAUGGAUAUAAGUUUGCAUUAAACGUGGAUAAAAAUAUUGUUAACAAAUUUUAAAAAGUGUAGAAAUGCAACCCUUAGUUGGAGCACUUGGUAGCACUUCAAGCAAAACAAAACGUUUGACAUUUGCAAUAACAACAAACGAAGAGCUGGAAUUAAGAUGGCGCGUAAUGCGGAAAAGGCUAUGACAACAUUAGCACGCUGGCGAGCGGCAAAAGAAGCAGAAUCAGGUGAGAAAGAUCGGCGACCGUAUUUGGCAUCUGAAUGCACGGAUCUACCAAAAUGUGAGAAAUAUCGUUUGGAAAUAAUACGUGAGAUUUCCAAAAAAGUAUCACAAAUACAAAAUGCUGGUCUCGGUGAAUUUCGCAUAAGGGACUUAAAUGAUGAAAUUAAUAAAUUAUUGCGUGAGAAACGACACUGGGAAAAUCAAAUAUCCGCUUUAGGCGGUCCGCAUUAUAGACGUUAUGGCCCAAAAAUGUUUGAUGCAGAAGGCAGAGAAGUGCCGGGUAAUCGUGGAUAUAAAUAUUUUGGUGCAGCUAAAGAUUUACCUGGUGUUCGAGAAUUGUUUGAACAAGAGCCGCCACCACCUCAGCGCAAAACUCGUACUGAGCUCAUGAAGGAUAUUGAUGCUGAAUAUUAUGGAUAUCGGGAUGAUGAUGAUGGCAUACUUAUACCAUUAGAAGAGCGAAUAGAACGUGCAGCUAUUCAAGAUGCACUUAAGGAAUGGAAAGAAAAAAUGGCACGAGAUGGUCGUAUAAUAGAUGAUAAUGAGGAUGAUGAUAAUAUAUAUCCAAUAUCUGGACCUGCUAGAGAAGCUGCUGCAGCUAAACGUAAUGACGAAAAGGACGUGCAAAAUGAUCCAAUGGAAUUGUUGGCACCUCGUUUUACAGCACAUGUGCCUGUGCCGACGCAAAAAGAUAUUGAAGAAGCACUUCUAAAGAAACGCAAAGAAGAAUUAUUAAAGAAAUAUGCUGGGGGUGGAAAUUUGGAUUAAGUUUUGUUAAUAAAAGCAAAAACGAGACAUAAUGAUUUUACCAAUUAUUUAUAUUUACAAACAGGUUUAGGAUCAACCUCAAUAUAUCAAUACAAGAGGUGUUCAAUUGGUAUUCCAUAUUAGUCUAAAGAGCAUGUUAGUCAUGAGAACGUGUAUUUCAAUUUGGUCCAACAAUUUUGUAAUUUAAAAUU